ACACAAGGAUCUGUACAAGGAGGCCAUGAUGGAGGAGCACCAGCCUGUGAUAUCACAAGAUGGCUGCAGUAGGAAAGCUCCUCCAAAGAGAUGUCCCCAUCCUCUAUAUUCCCAGGAAAGUCCAGAGGAAACUCGCAAUGUCUCAGAGAAUAAUCAGGCUCAGAAUCUAAAUGAUAUUAAGGUUGAGGUUAUAGAUGAAGAGGAGAUGGACGUAAUGGCCAAUCAGCAGUAUGGACUCAUAGAGAGCAAUUCCCCAGAUAGAUGUCCUCCUCCUCAGCGUUCCCAGGACUGUCCAGAGGAGAUGUUCAAUGUCCCGGAGGAUCAUCAGGUGUCAAAUCAAGAGGAAGAUCUGACUUAUAUUAAAGUGGAGGAUGCAUCAGAGAGGUUGGUGGACGAUCCCCUGUCUAAGAGUGAGGUGGAGGAGGACGUGACCACAGAAAAUCCCAGUAAGAACUCUACAGGAAACUUAAUGUUAUGGCUGAAUUAUAAAGUAGAAGAUCAAGGUAUCAUACAACACUCUUCAGGAGAAAACCUCAUCACCCUUAAUCUGUAUCCAGGACUUCACAUUACAGAUUUAUCAGAUAACCACCCAAGUCAUGGGGAGCCUUCUCCUGAACAAUCGCAGAUUGUUACUACAAGCACAGGCCAGAAACAGGGGAAAAGGUUUCACUGUGGUGAAUGUGGAAAACAGUUUAUGAAAAGCUCAGAUCUUGUUACACAUGGAAGAAUUCACACAGGGGAGAAGCCAUACUCCUGUUCUGAAUGUGGAAAAUGUUUUACAUCGAAAUCAAAUCUUGUUACACAUGAGAGAAUUCACACAGGAGAGAAGCUGCAUUCAUGUUCACUAUGCGGAAAAUGCUUCACCGAUAAAUCAAGUCUUGUUAGACAUGAGAGAAGUCACACAGGAGAUAAGCCAUAUCCAUGUUCAGAAUGUGGGAAAAGUUUUGUGCAGAAAUCAGAUCUUGUUAAACAUCAGCGAACUCACACGGGAGAGAGACUGUAUUCAUGUUCAGAAUGUGGGAAAAGUUUUACCUCGAAAUCAAAUCUUGUUACACAUGGGAGAAUUCACAGAGGAGAGAGGCUGUAUUCUUGUUCAGUAUGCGGGAAAUGUUUUACAUCCAAAUCGAAUCUUCUUAGGCAUGAGAGAAGUCACACAGGGGAGAAACCUUAUUCAUGUUCGGAAUGCGGGAAGGGUUUUAUUACUAAAGCUAAACUUAGGGAUCAUCAGAGAACUCACACAGGAGAGAAGCCAUUUUCAUGUUUGCUGUGUGGGAAAAGUUUUACAAAUAAAUCUAUUCUUGUGAUACAUGAGAGAAGUCAUACAGGAGAAAAGCCAUUUUCAUGUUCAGAAUGUGGGAAAUGUUUUAUUAGUAAAUCCAAACUUAAGGAUCAUCAGAGAAGACACACAAUGGGGAAGAUAUUAUGACAUUCACUCAUCAGAGAAGACACACAAGGGAGAAGAUAUUAUGACAUUCACUCAACUCAUCAGAGAAGACACACAGGGGAGAAGAUAUUAUGACAUUCACUCAUCAGAGAAAACACACAGGGGAGAAGACAUUAUGACAUUCACUCAUCAGAGAAGACACACAGGGGAGAAGACAUUAUGACAUUCACUCAUCAGAGAAAACACACAGGGGAGAAGACAUUAUGACAUUCACUCAUCAGAGAAAACACACAGGGGAGAAGACAUUAUGACAUUCACUCAUCAGAGAAGAGACACAGGGGAGAAGACAUUAUGACAUUCACUCAUCAGAGAAGACAUACAGGGGAGAAGAUAUGACAUUCACUCAUCAGAGAAAACACACGGGAGAAGAUAUUAUGACAUUCACUCAUCAGAGAAGACACACAGGGGAGAAGAUAUUAUGACAUUCACUCAUCAGUGAAGACAAACAGAGGAGAAGAUAUGACAUUCACUAAUCAGAGAAAACACACAGGGGAGAAGAUAUUAUGACAUUCACUCAUCAAUGAAGACACACAGAGGAGAAGCCAUCUUGACAUUCACUCAUCAGAGCAGACGCAGAGGAGAAGACUUAUGGCUUUCACUCAUCAGAGAAGGCACAGAAGAAGAGCCGUUUUACAAGAAAAUGAAGUUUAGACACUCAUCAGAGAGGCCACAUAGAACAGAAACCAUAUUCUUGUUUCUGAUAAGGGCAAUGCUAAGCUAAGCCUUUACGUGUAAUUGGCUUGGAUGUGCCAAGCACCCAAAUUAUAUUUACCGAGGGUCAGCUGUGACCGGAAUCCAUAAAGGAAAAGCCUUGUAGAUAUGAAGAGACUCCUUAACAUUUACAGCAGUGAAGCAGAAUUGUCAUCAUGAACUUUGCGUCUUGUUAUUGUAUUCCUACAUCAACCCUCACUGCAGUAAAUUUUAUUUUUAAUGUAUGUGGACAUACCAGGUGUUUUACCUUCAUUCAUACGGUAUAUAAAGAUCAUGGAAUUAAACAAAAACAAUUAAAAUUUAGAAAGACUCUUAGAUCUGCCAUUUUCUUCUAAGGCUCAAAUACCUGGUACUGCCCCUUUAGCAAAGACAGCCUCCAACAGACUUCCAUUAUAAGGCCUCACCCACACUUGUGUAUUUUUGUCAAGCUAGUAGAUCCAACUUUUCUGUGUUGUACUUCUAGUUUUGGGUAGAAUCCAUAUUUGACUUGAACAUUAAAGAAUCCUCCUGAUUUUUAUCUACCCAGCUAUCCCUUGAUGGGUUUACUGGUAUGUGGAGAACCAUUGCCAUGUUGCAAGGUCUACUUUGAGCUCAUUAUCAUCAAGCGAACUCUGGUACAAUGAAGAACUCAUAGUAGAUUCCAUGAUGAGGAGCUGCCCAUGCAGUAAAACAGCCCUAGACCAUAACAACUUCACCACCAUACUCUCAAGCCGGUGUAUUUGUGUUACAAAGUGGAUGUGGACCCACUGUGUACUGAAUAGAUUUGACUUCACAAUACCCCAAAUGGUACUAUUUAAGUGGCCUACCUUGUCUUCACACUUUAACUCCUAUACAGGCAUCUGGCUCAGCUGCAGGGGAACCACCUGGCCGCUACCUCCUGUAGUAAGUCACUGCUGACCCAUGGG
Bufo gargarizans (Asiatic toad) is the source of this 3060-nucleotide messenger RNA. RefSeq names its product zinc finger protein OZF-like. The transcript is spliced from 6 exons. Gene Ontology annotation, cellular component: nucleus. Lineage: Eukaryota; Metazoa; Chordata; Amphibia; Anura; Bufonidae. The record is from RefSeq and is a predicted model, not a curated record. Bases 26 to 1426 code for a protein of 466 amino acids.